AUGCGCCUCGGGGCCGCAGGCACUCGGAGGGAGCUGCGGGCGCUGCCCUCCCGCCUGCCGCAGGUGCUGCCGCUGCCGCCGCCCCGGGAGAGGAGUCGCCGUGGGCUUGGCCGGCGGCCGCUGAGGCCGGGCAGGAGCCGGCGCAGCGAUGCAGCCAUUGUGAUCACUGAGCAGCCGGUGUCGGUGGCCGUGCCCGUGGGACACAGCUUCAGCCUGCGGUGCCGAGCCCAGGGGUGCACGGCGCUGUGGUACCAGUGGUUCUGCCAGCACCAGUCUGUCUGCCAGCAGAUCCCUGGUGCCACCCAGGAGGACUUGCACAUCACUGCACAGCAGUCCCAGCUCUACACCUGCAGAGUCAACGACCUCCACAAGAACUGCGUCUUCUCCGACUGGGUGAAGGUGGAGGUGCACCAGUGUGUGGCCAGAGGGCUGCCCCCUCAGCUCUGGCACGGAGAGCCUCUCAUUGUCCUCAACCCCAGCGCGCAGCGGCUGGAGGCGGGGAGGCCGCUGCAGCUGCGCUGUGCUGCCCUGGGAGUGCCGGCCCCCAGCUACCAGUGGUACCGCAACGGCAACCCGCUGCAGCACCAGAAGAGAAAAAGGCUCUGGAUUGCCCAGGCACAGGCCGGCGACUCGGGCACCUACCUCUGCUGUGCCUCCAACAGCCGUGGGCAGCACUGGAGCAGCGCCGUGGACGUGCUCGUGGGUCCAUGCUGCUCAGAGAAGUUCUUUGCCACAGGCAAGGUCGCGCUGCUGGUGGGCAACAGCCACUACCGGCACCACCCCAGCCUGCGGGCUCCCGGCAGAGACGUCUGUGAGCUGAGGCUUCUUCUGGAGCAGCUGAGCUUCCAGGUGGUGUCCCUGCUGGACCUCAACAAGGCUGAGAUGCUGGCAGCAGUCAGUCAAUUCCUGCAGCUCCUGGGGAAGGGAGUCUAUGCUGUCUUCUACUAUGCUGGGCAUGGCUAUGAACAUCUGGGGAGGAACUACAUGGUGCCUGUUGAUGCUCCCCAGCCCUACAGCCCUGAGCACUGCAUCAGUGUGCAGAGGGUCCUGCAGAAGAUGCAGCAGCAGCAGACAGCCCUGAACCUCGUCCUGCUGGACACCUGCAGGAAGUGGUACAGCCCCGGGGGUGCCCUGUCGCAGGUGCAGCCACUGCAGCCCUGGGGCAACACAGUCUAUGGCUAUGCCACGAGUGAGGAUGCAGAGGCCUAUGAGCUGCAGGAUGGGCAGCUCAGCUUGGGCAUCUUCAUGCAGUACCUGAAGCAGCACAUCCUGCAGGAGAAGAAGGUCACACACAUGCUGGAGGAUGUCUUGGAGGCCGUGGGGCAGGACCCGCUGGUGGCCGGCAGGCAGGUGAUGGAGAUCAAGCACUCGCUGAAGGAGCCGCGGGCCCUGACAGACCCCCUGCGCCCCGCCGCGGCGGUGGCCCAGCGCCGGGGGCACGGCCGCGAGCUGCCGAGCCGGGUGCUGACCUUCCCCUGCGGGGCGGCGGCGGAGCUGCACUGCCACCGCCUCUUCUCCAACGUGCUGCUGCUCUGUGCCAAGCUGCUGCCCGCCCCGGCGCGCCUGGCCGAUGCCCACCUGCUGCUCCCCUGGCCCUCAGACAGGGAGAGCCUGGCCCCCACCUGGCAGAGCCCCCCGGAGCUCCUGGGCUCCCUGCUGGCCCCUGGGUGCCAGCAGGGGAUGGACUGCACCCUGCAGCUGCCUGCCCUGCAGAAGGCUCAGGCAGACGUGGUGCUGCAGCUGGAUCUGCACUACAGGCAGCGGGGCAGCGGGCAAAGGACUCGGGAGAGCCUGAGGAUGACCCUGCAGAGAGCCCUGCUGGGGCAGGGCUGCGGCCAGGGCGCUGCAGCUGCCGCCCAGGAGUGGCUGCAGCAGGCGGCGGUGCUGAGCACCGAGCCCCAGGGCCAGGCAUCUCUGAGCACAGGCUCUGGGCACAGCCUGCCCAGCAGCAGCCGCAGCCACAGCAGCAGCCAGCCUGAGGAGAAUGAUGAAAGUGACCUGAGCCAGCUCUGCACUGCCCUGUGGCAGGCUGGCACUGGGCACGGCUGCCCCUGACCCUGCUGGGCAUGGCUGGCAUCCAUGGGAC
Molecule: messenger RNA, 2086 nt
Organism: Dryobates pubescens (Downy woodpecker)
Lineage: Eukaryota; Metazoa; Chordata; Aves; Piciformes; Picidae
Product: mucosa-associated lymphoid tissue lymphoma translocation protein 1
Exons: 17
Coding region: 1-2055 (684 amino acids)
Biological process (GO): proteolysis
Molecular function (GO): cysteine-type endopeptidase activity
Source: RefSeq, a predicted model, not a curated record